Molecule: messenger RNA, 1715 nt
Organism: Stegodyphus dumicola
Lineage: Eukaryota; Metazoa; Arthropoda; Arachnida; Araneae; Eresidae
Gene: jumu
Product: Forkhead box protein N4 jumeau
Biological process (GO): regulation of transcription by RNA polymerase II
Molecular function (GO): transcription cis-regulatory region binding; DNA-binding transcription factor activity, RNA polymerase II-specific
Source: RefSeq, a predicted model, not a curated record
CAUGGAUAUUGACAGCUUCAAGAUUCAGGAAAUGAUCGAACUUGACAUGAGGAGCCUAGGGGAAUACUCAAAUGAUAUAUCAUGCUUUCCUGAACCUACAUCUGCCAUGGCAGAUGCAUUAGACUCUGCCUUAGAUUCUGAUCUAUCGAAUGGUUGUAAUACAUGGACAUACAGUUCAUCAAAUUUUUUAAACUCAAGUAUUGAUUUGGAUAGUAUAAGUGGACUGCUAGUUAAUCCACAAACUGCUUUACCAGUGUCAAUGUCUGAAUCAUUAAUUCUGCCUACAUCUGCGCCAUCUUCUGUUACUAAUUCUUGUCAUGACACAUCGGCAUCUGGGAAGGAUGAAUCUACAUCUCUUUCUACUUCUGGCAGCAUUGCUGUAACUUUACCUUUACAAGUUAUAACAACAAAUGCAUUAGUUACUGAAAUGGCUGAUGUGCAGUCACAUGUCAACCUGACUGUUGCUGUGCCAACUCCGUCCCCUACCCCGCACAAUACUGGUUCAUCACAAGCACAGCAGGGAAGCUUAGUGCAUGACUCCGAGAAUCGCUGAAUCGAAAGUAGUGAAAGCCCCAAACCCAAAUCUAAGGGCAAAAAUGCAAAGUCCAACCAACAAAUUAAUAUUGAAAAUGCAUAUCCAAAACCAGCAUAUUCCUAUAGUUGCCUCAUAGCAAUGGCCCUGAAGAACAGCAAAACUGGUAGUUUACCAGUUAAUGAAAUUUACGACUUCAUGACGGAGAAUUUUCCAUACUUCAAAACAGCACCAAAUGGAUGGAAAAAUUCAGUCCGUCAUAAUCUAUCCUUGAAUAAAUGUUUUGAAAAGAUUGAAAAGCCAUCAGGUAACAGCGCACAAAGGAAAGGUUAUCUGUGGGCAAUGAAUCCUGCCAAAAUUGAAAAAAUGGAGGAAGAACUUCAAAAGUGGGGUAGCAAAGAUCCUGCUGCAAUUAGAAAAAGCAUGGCAAAUCCAGAGCGUUUAGAGCUGAUUGAAAAAGGUGAAUUGAGGAAUACUGAUAGUGAUACAGAAAUGGAGAACAUGAGUGUUUCUGACUCUGAACAAGAAGUAAAAGAUAUCAAAAAAGAACAUGAGAAGAGCAAUGAGGUCAAAGUGCAGGUUACCAGUUUAUCGAAUGAUCUACUUAGUAAUGAUUUUUCCUCAUUAGGGGAUUCGGUCAACAUAGAUCCGUGUCUUCCUGAAUUAGAUAUGCAGGUUUGUUUAUAUUAUGCAUAUUAACCGUAUUUUAAAGUAUAUUUUAGUGAACAUUGAUGCUUUUAAUUUUAUUUAUUUUUGGAUAUUAAUAUACAGUUUUAAAUAUUGAACAAAGUGUGGUGUUAUUUUUAAAAUUAUGGAUUGCCCUCUUAAUACAUAUGUAUAGGGUGUCCGAAUCAAAUGUAUCUAAUUUGGAGAGGUCGCUAUACUUAAAAGAAAGUUUAAAAGCAUAAGAAAAAUGUAAAAUUAGAUACCAAUACUCAGUAUACAAAGUUUUUGUUAAACAAUCAGUACAAUUCCACAUGAGCUUCCUUAGUAGCUUUGAAAAUGUCCAGCCGGUAGUCCAGUUCCAGCCAUGUUCAGUGUAACAUUUCUGGAGUCGCAGUAGCAAUAGCCUUGGUUAUGGAGGCACGAAAGUCGUCAAUAUCACAGAUGUUCCCUGAGUAGACUGUCUUUCAUGUAGCUCAAAAAAAAAAAAAAAAAAAAAAAAAAAAAAAAAAAAAAAAAA